This is a messenger RNA of Arachis ipaensis, 1739 nucleotides long. Its product is annotated as ARM repeat superfamily protein. NCBI's taxonomy places the organism in Eukaryota, Viridiplantae, Streptophyta, Magnoliopsida, Fabales, Fabaceae. The record is from RefSeq and is a predicted model, not a curated record.
AAGAGGACUACACCAAAUACAAAUACACCCAUGAUGAAGUGCAGCAGAGUAUUAUAUUAAUAUUUCUGAAGCCGAAACACCACAACUUCGCAAGACAAGGACACAUCUAUGUUGACCCAUCCUAAUUUGUUUUCCACACAGAUGACAGAAAGUGAAAACCACGUCGUACUGCAUCACCAUCAAUCCUGUACCCUCUAUAGAGUAGUAGCAUUUCAUAAUUUCAUUAAUUAUUAGGCUGUGUUUGGUUUGGUUUGGUUUGGUGUUUCCAAAUCAUAAAUACAGAAUUUGAUAUAGGAGAUAUAAAAUGAUUAAAUAUAUAAUAUUUAAUCAUUAAAACGGUAAGUAAAUUCCAAAUGAGAAUAUAUUCUCCCCGACUUUCUCCUUUAUCUGUAUUUCUUAGCCUCUAUAUCCCUGUGGCAAAUACAGAAUCUAAACAAACGUUGUUAUUGUUGUUGUAAGUUUUUCAAACACAGCACAUCAAAAGCAACACAAAAUCUACCUACAUACGCAGAUAGAUACAGAGAGAGAGAGAGAGAGAAUCAAAGAUUGUUAACACAACACAAAAGAAAGCAUGAAACCCCAUCAACCAAAGCUGAAGACCCAACUCUUCUCCUGCGGCUUCUUCCGCCACUGUGCCCAAACUGUUCUCAGCCCCACCGGCAACACCCUCCACUCACCACCCCUCCCCAGCACUCCUCCACCACCGCCACCGCCGCCACCACCACCACCGCCUCACAACCUUCGCAACUCAUGCGAGUCAUCCACCUCUUCUUCUUCCUCCACAACCUCCCAAAGCUUCACCCAAUGGAGGUUCUCUCUCCCGACAACUCCCUCCACCACCACCACCACUACUCUUCCGCCACAACAACCACCACCAACUCCACCACCGCUUCUACUUCCCAACAAUCUCGAAGAACUUUUUCACCUCUCUGAGCUUCAACUCACAACCGGCUCCGAAUCCGACCGCGCCGCAGCCAUCCACCUUCUAGAACGUUCUCUCGUCCCAAACCCUCCUCAGGACCAGCCACCAUGUCCACCCGCCCUCCUCCGCCACGUCAUCCGCCACCUCACCGCCACCACCAAGAUCCUCUUCGCCCUCUGCCUCUCCCCCUCCAACCGCCGCCUCGCCGUUGAAGCCGGCGCCGUCGCAGCCAUCGUCGAGUCCGCCCCUGACCUCGACGGCGCACCCGCCGAGCGCGCCCUCGCCGCCCUGGAGCUGAUGUGCACGGUGGCGGAGGGCGCGGAGGCGGUGAGGGCUCACGCGCUUGCAGUGCCUGUGAUGGUAACCAUGAUGGGGAGGACGGGUGCUCGCGGGAAGGAGUACGCGAUCGGAGUGCUUGCGGUGGUGUACGGAGGUUCUGCGGCUGCGGAGAGGGAGACGGCUGCUCCGCCUGAGGAAGUGGCGCGUGCAGUGGAGCUUGCGCUUCAGGGAGAGUGCAGCGCGAGAGGAAGAAGAAAAGGAAGCCAGCUUUUGAAGACUCUUCAGCUUCUUUCUGACUCAAAUUAUGAGUCUCCUCACUCUCACAUCAAUAAUGAAGAUCAACCAAGUUGAAAAUCAUUUUCAUGUUUGCGGACGUAGUGUUAUGGAAUAUUUCCAUCAGGUUUUCUUCUUAUUAGUGCUAGCUCCUGUUUUUGUUGUUAUCAACUUUUGUUAAGACAACCAAGAUCGAAUUAUGUUACUACUUUUGAAUGAUGUAGCUUAGUUGUUAUUAUAAGACUAUCAACAUCAAAUUAUGUUA